Molecule: messenger RNA, 414 nt
Organism: Folsomia candida
Lineage: Eukaryota; Metazoa; Arthropoda; Collembola; Entomobryomorpha; Isotomidae
Exons: 1
Coding region: 1-414 (137 amino acids)
Source: RefSeq, a predicted model, not a curated record
AUGUUUGCCGAUGAUAUCGUUAUCGUGGCCAACUCUGCUGAAGAUCUCCAGGCGAAAAUAAGCAUUGCUGCAGAAUUCUUCGAAGACCGAGGCCUGCAGGUUAACAUCUCAAAAACAAAGGUUGUGAUAUUCGCCAAAAGAAAAUCAAAGUUUUCACCCUCAUUCAAAUGGAAUCAGGAUCAUGUAGAAAUUGUGGACUCAUACACCUACUUGGGAGUGACUAUGCAUAGGAAUGGGAUCUUCAACCUUGCCCACAAAGAAUUCAAAGAUAAAGCUACUACUGCCGUUGUAAAAGUUCCACAAAUAACAAGAAAAUCUGGCGUCCCUCCCUUGUCAAAUUGUUCAAACUCAAAUUCACGUGUAACACCAUUGCGCGAGCUACAGUCUUGUAUGGUGCUUCGAUCUGGGCCUUAA